AUGGCCCGUAGGUCGGCUAAGGUGGAACCAAGAUUGAGAGAGGUACGAAUAGACACGGUGGGCGCGAAAGAGCUUGAUGUCGGUUCGCCCCAUUUAGGUGGAGCCAACUGCCACCUCAGAAUCCGGGGUAGCAGUGCACUUUUUGGCAUUUGGCUAUCUGCUAAAUUGCUGAGGGCGCCCUGUGAUUGCGCCCAGUUACCACCUCCCUCACCCAGUCUGACAGUUACCACUGAUCAAUCAUCGCUGCCCAUCGAUGGGCUUACCGGGGCCUCCCCCGAAACCGCUCUUCAACUUCACCAACGCUCUAAUCGGUUAGGCGAAGACUUCCUGCACGUGGCGCCGACCAUCAUUGACGCGUCCAUGUCUAUCAGACUCUGCGCGUCACAUCACACGGGCCGUGGUGCGACGCAACAGCAGCAUGUAAUUCUGGCGAGCGUCGUCCACUUUGACUACUGA
Messenger RNA from Colletotrichum lupini, 456 nucleotides. RefSeq lists its product as uncharacterized. The transcript is spliced from 5 exons. The coding region runs from base 1 to 456 and encodes 151 amino acids. NCBI's taxonomy places the organism in Eukaryota, Fungi, Ascomycota, Sordariomycetes, Glomerellales, Glomerellaceae. The record is from RefSeq and is a predicted model, not a curated record.